AGCCAGGCUCGAGUCGGUGACUCAGCCAAUCAGCGCGAGGACUGUCUGUUCCCAAUUCACUACUUUCAAAACAUUUGCGCGUGGAGCUCGCGGGCUGAGUCCCAUUACAUCACCGACAGCCAUAAAGAAGCAGUCCGGCUCACCGGAGGGACAACAAGAAGACAAUCAUCCGCGAGCUCAGAGGAGCGCGUGAGGACAACGAGCUGAACUAAUGGACAUACUUUCCUCCAAAGACAUGAAGAGACCCAGGACGGUGGGCUGCAGCAUCAAGCUGUUUGUCCUGUGCCACGGCCUCCUGCAGCUCUCCCAGCUGCUGUACAGCGCCUGCUUCAAGAGCACCAUCAGCACAAUCGAGAGACGCUAUGGCCUCAGCAGCUACUCCUCUGGAACCAUUUCCUCUCUCCACGAGGUCAGCAACAGUGUGCUGAUAGUGUUCGUGAGCUACUUUGGAAACCGGGUCCACCGUCCCAGACUCAUCGGAAUCGGCGGACUGCUGAUGGCUGUCAGCGCCAUGAUGCUGACCUUACCUCACUUCUUAUCCCAGCCCUACGAAUACGACUCUGUUUUACACAAUCGCCAUGACAUUUGCGUCCUGCAGAGGAACUCGAGCAGCCUCGAGUCCUGUGGCCGCGAAGAGACCAGACGUCUGGCCGACACCCACAACCUGUGGCUGCUCAUGGCCAGCGCUCAGCUGCUCUUCGGCUUGGGCUCGGUGCCCAUCCAGCCGUUUGGGAUUUCCUACAUCGAUGAUUUUGCUGGGCCCGGCAACUCCCCUCUCUACAUAGCCAUCCUGUUUUCUGUAUCUGUAUUCGGGCCAGCCAUUGGAUACCUGCUGGGCUCAGUCAUGCUGCGGAUCUACGUGGACGUGGACAAAACUGGUUUAGGAGCUGAACAAGAGCUGAGGCCGACUGAUCCCCGCUGGGUCGGGGCCUGGUGGAUGGGCAUGCUCAUCACCUCCGGCUGCCUGCUCCUCACAUCCAUCCCGUACUUCUUCUUCCCCCGUAGAAUGCCCGCAGAACAUAAUUUGAUUGGAAGUGAAAGUGACAUGAAUGAUGACUUCAAGAAGCCAGAUAACUCUUUACUUGAUUUCCUGAAAAUGUUUCCCAGGAUGUUCGUCCGCCUCCUGUUGAGUCCUCUCUUCCUGAUGCUUGUCCUGGCCCAGUGCUGCUUCUCCUCAGUCAUCGCAGGUCUCGCCACGUUCCUCAACAAGUUUUUGGAGCGACAGUACAGCGCUUCGACGGCAUACAGCAGCCUGCUAGUGGGUGCUGUGAAUCUGCCGGCAGUAGCGGUGGGGAUGUUGAUAGGCGGGGUCAUCAUGAAGAGGGCGGGUCUUACUCUGAAGACCAUCCCACGCUUCAGUGUGGCCAUGCUGACCACGUCUACCCUCCUAUGCAUCCCUCUCUUCUUCAUGGGCUGUCCCACACAAAAAGUCUCAGAGGUCAAUCACGACCAGAUCGGACAGUAUGGGUCUCCAUCCCUGUGCUACUCCAACUGCUCCUGCCCUACCAGUGCCUUCAACCCUGUGUGUGGCUCUGAUGGUGUCGAGUAUAUUUCUCCUUGCCAUGCUGGCUGCACCAACUUCACCAAAGACCCCAACAACACCCACAGGGUUCAGCUGUAUACCAACUGCAGGUGUAUAUCUGGGAGCCAGAGUAGCGCCCGCCCGGCUUCAUGUCCUAACAGCUGCCCUCAUCUUCUUCUCCCCGUCAUUCUGGUCAUCUCUCUGGCGUCAAUGAUCGCCUGCCUCAGUCACAACCCCAUGUACAUGAUGGUGCUCAGAUGUGUUCCCUCCGAAGAGAAGUCAUUCGCUAUAGGAAUUCAAUUUUUACUCAUGAGAGUAUUAGCCUGGCUACCCGCCCCUGCUCUCUUCGGGACGGCCAUUGAUACGUCAUGUAUUCGGUGGAGGAGUGUGUGUGGAGAGAGGUUUAGCUGUGGUUACUAUGACAACAACAUCUUGAGGAACCGGUACUUGGGCCUACAGGUGGGUUAUAAGGUCAUGGGUAUCGUCCUGCUGAUGAUGCUGGGGUGGAAGGCGAAGCGGACCCAGGAGUACAGUCUGGAGAAGAGGCCUGAAGGACCUCUGUGACCCUGCUGAGAUCCAAGCCUCUCUGUCUCUUAAAGCUUUGCUGUGGUGCUUAAACAUGUUGAAGAACAGUGUGCACAGCAAAGCUGUGUCAGUAGGAGGAAGCCACAGCCGAGACAGGCCUACACUGACCUCAAUUUCUGUAGGCCCACUUCCCUACCUGGUGCCUCACUGGCUGGAGUUAUGAUAUACAUUUCCCAAAAGGGAAAAUGUCUGAUGUUUUUGGAUGCUUUAAAGCUUAUGAUUGGAAUUUCUCUGACAAUAUGACACACUUAUUACAAGUUAAAGGACCAGUGCGUAGGAUUUCGGGGGGAUCUAUUAGUAGAAAUGGAAUAUAAUGUCCAUAACUAUGUUUUCAUUAGUGUAUAGACCCUUUUUGUGUCAAUGUCAUAAUUACGUCACAGUGUUAGCUGCAGUCAAAACAAAGAAAAAGGCUGGAGGCAAACACAAGUGGUGGGCUGAAGUUACACAUCAAAAAUGUCAUCUUGCUGUGUUGUUGGUUUCAAAAAUCAAGAUAUCACAUACAUUUAAGAUGACAAACUGUGAUUCGAGGCUCUUCGAGCUACAAUAUCGGCGAAACUUUUCAGAGAUGAAGAGUAAAUGUUGCUAAUAUUUAUGUCGCUCUGCAAUGUUUAUACAGUAGCCCAGAACAGACAAACCAAACACUGACUCUAAAGAGAGCCUUUCAUGUUUUUAUGUCACCUGAAGGCCACUGUAAUUCUCCGGGGGGGUAUUCAGUUGGUUGCAAUCUGCAACCUCACCACUAGAUGCCACUAAAUCCUACACACUGCUCCUUUAAGAGAGGACAGCUAAAACACCUCUCUUGUGUGGUACCUCACAAUAUUGUAGAUGCAUCUGAGACAGAGUUCAAACAACAGAUAAAUACCUUUGUAUAUUACUUGUUCCUAUAAAUCUAUUCAGGUUUCUAUUUCCAAUGGGAACAUAUUCUGUAACUAAUUAACUGUAUUAGCUUAAUAUUUAAGUUUAUUUUUUAUAGAUGUUUGUCUCAUACACAGAGACAUCUGUGAUAACUGCAAUACUCGUUUCACAUAUGAUGAUCACAUGUAACACUUGUUUUAAUUGCAAUGCUAAUGAAUUUUCAGAUAUCAACACUGUUACUCAUAAAUUUAAUUAACCACUCAUAUUAUGCUAUAUACUGAUGUGGUUAUAUUGGUUACAGUGGAGUGCAUAAACGUGUAAGCAUUACUGGCUAAUAUACAGUACAAUUAACCAA
Sebastes umbrosus (honeycomb rockfish) is the source of this 3317-nucleotide messenger RNA. It is a transcript of the gene slco2a1, whose product is annotated as solute carrier organic anion transporter family, member 2A1. The record is from RefSeq and is a predicted model, not a curated record. Bases 212 to 2086 code for a protein of 624 amino acids. Gene Ontology annotation, molecular function: protein binding; prostaglandin transmembrane transporter activity. Gene Ontology annotation, cellular component: membrane. Gene Ontology annotation, biological process: sodium-independent organic anion transport; transmembrane transport; prostaglandin transport. Lineage: Eukaryota; Metazoa; Chordata; Actinopteri; Perciformes; Sebastidae. The transcript has 14 exons.